Exaiptasia diaphana is the source of this 1152-nucleotide messenger RNA. RefSeq lists its product as uncharacterized. The transcript has a single exon. The record is from RefSeq and is a predicted model, not a curated record. Gene Ontology annotation, molecular function: O-methyltransferase activity. The coding region runs from base 1 to 1152 and encodes 383 amino acids. Lineage: Eukaryota; Metazoa; Cnidaria; Anthozoa; Actiniaria; Aiptasiidae.
AUGCAUUCUCUGUGGAAAAACCGAUCCAUUGCAGUCAUACUUGGUUUAAAGAUUCCUGAACAACUCUGCAACAGCGAAAAGCCAUCCAUGAGUAUCGAAGAGAUCGCUACAAAGUCAGGUUGUCAGUCAAUUACGCAGCUAUACGCCUUGAUGAGACUUCUCGCUCGAUGGGGAAUCGGUAGAGAGCUUGAAAAUAAGCAUUUCACUAAGAAUGAAAGCAUGGAAGUGUUAAGACGAGACAAAGGUCCAAGUGUAGGUCAUGCGUUCGAAUACUACUGUAGCGAGGAGCAUUACAGUGCUUUGAGGUCAUUGGGGUCGUGCGUGAAGCAAGGCAAACCUGCUUUUAUUCUGGAUCACGGAAUGACUCAUUUUACUUACAUGUAUGACCUGGUAAAAUGCUACGAUCAAUCAAAGAUGUUUGAAGGAUCGUCUGAGCACAAGAUAGGAAGCGAUGAUCGCAGAAGGGAGUUCGCCGAUAACUAUUCCAGUGCCAUGUUGCACUUUUCACAUCUGGCAGCACCUUCAGAUAAAACUGGUGUGAAUACUGUUUACAAUGUAUUUCCCUGGUCAACAUGCAAUAAACUGGUGGACAUCGGAGGAAGUUUGGGUGGUUUUCUUGCUUCCAUCCUAAAAUUGCCAGGCUGCGAACACAUCCAAGGAUACGUUCUUGAUUUGCCAGAUGUUGUGCAAGAAGCCCAAGAAAAGAUUCAAGACCUUGGUAUCCCCAAGGGUCGCAUUGAGUUUGUUUCACAGGAUUUCAACAAGCCUUUACCCGCUGACCUUGACUUGAAUGCUGACACGGUCAUAGUGUUCAAAAAUACACUUACUAUGUUUAUCAACGAUCAUAGCUUGAUGACUACGAUACUGAUUAACUGUCAAAAUCUUUUCUCAAACAAAGGUGGACGGCUUUUGAUCAUUGAAUUUUUGGCCUCCGUAGACGAAGACGACAAAGUGGGAAUCAAUGGUCUUGAGAUGGACGCACAAUCAAUCCUAUGGAUGRRCAUUUGUGGCUCUCCCCAAUUAACCAAGAGAGAGUGGAUGGAGCAUAUACAGGUGGUUGGUAAGGAGUUAGGCUAUCAACCGGAGCGAUUCUAUGACACUUUCGUUGGAGGUCAAGCUAUUUUUGAACUGUCGUACAGACCCAGUAAUUAA